Molecule: messenger RNA, 564 nt
Organism: Suncus etruscus (white-toothed pygmy shrew)
Lineage: Eukaryota; Metazoa; Chordata; Mammalia; Eulipotyphla; Soricidae
Exons: 3
Coding region: 1-564 (187 amino acids)
Source: RefSeq, a predicted model, not a curated record
AUGCUAGUCACCUGCAGAGGAGAUGCUUCUCCAUCCUCGCCGAAAUCAAGCCACGAGGGCUCCUACUGGACCAUCCCCACACCGGAAGUCCCGCCCACACCGGAAGUCCCCGCUGAGACCGGGCCUCAGGCGCCACGGCUGGGCCAAAAGGUCACCGAGAGUUCACGCGACUCGGAGCCGCCUCGCCCCGCCUCCCACACCCGCGCCCCGCGGAGGCCGCCUCGCACCGCCGUCCACCAACCCAGACCCCACCCGCCGGCCGGGGCCCCCCGGGCUCCAGCUCCCGGAUUCCCCACGCCCCCCUCCCCUCCCCGGAAGCCCCUGAGGCCUCAACGGUCGCCCGAACCGAUCCGCGACACACACCUACCACCCCAAGACUCAGGAGCGCCAUACCGCCGGGCCGAAACCCGUUCAUCCGCGCUUCUCAACAGCCGCGCAGGGAAGAACCGGGCCGGAGCAGGCGUGAGCGGCAAAAAUUUGGAGCCGAAAGUCUACGUCCACUCGGAAGUUGCCGCUUUCCUCUCCUCGCUAGCCGCCUGUUACUUGAUGGUGGGAAUGUUGUGA